Molecule: messenger RNA, 384 nt
Organism: Blumeria graminis f. sp. triticale
Lineage: Eukaryota; Fungi; Ascomycota; Leotiomycetes; Helotiales; Erysiphaceae
Source: the annotation of a GenBank genome assembly
AUGACUCUCAAAAACGAUAAAUUUCCCUCCUCCGCUGCAUUUGAUGCAAUCAAUAACUCUUUCAAGAGCUCAGAGGCUGACCGAAUCAAGGCCAUCAAAGAAGCCAAGUCGGUCUUCGCCUUCACCCUGAAGAACAAGGCUGGUGAAACUGAGAGCUGGCAUAUUGACCUACUGAAAAAGGGUGAGGUGGGGAAAGGACUUGGAGAAUCUCCCACAGUCACUCUCAAGAUGUCGGACGAAGAUUUUGGAAAAUUAGUCAACGCUACUGAAGACCCACAGAAGUUAUUUAUGUCAGGUAGACUAGGGGUUGAGGGAGAUAUAAUGAAGGCAACCAAAUUGCGGAAUUUAUUCAAAAAAUCUCAGGCGGUCAAGUCAAAGUUAUAA